CUUGGUCGUCAGAGAUCUUAGGACUGGAGGAGUAGCGAAAUGGAGACAUUGCGAGUAACAUGUGUUUUGUCAAGAAAUUUGCGAAAAAGUAUUUUCUGCGAGAGACAGUUGUUGAACCAUCGACUAUUGACGAUAAAUGUUUUUGCUGCAAGGAACCAAAGUACUCAACAAACCGAUGUUAAGGUGUAUCAUGGACCAUUGGCACAGCAGAUUCGAGGAGUGAAGUUAUUUUCAUUGGUUACUAGUGCAGGCGGUCUGGUUGCUCAGCCGUACCUUAUUCAACAUGCAACAACUUUCGGAAAUUUACCGCUGUCCAUUGCAAUGCUCGGGUUUAUAGGAUGUUUCACAUACGUAACGCCGUUCUUAUUGCAUUGGAUAACAAAAAAGUAUGUGACGGAGAUUAGAUACACGCCAGAUAGGGAAGUUUACACUGCUGUAGUGUACAACUUUUUUCUGAAGGAGAAAAAGAUAAUAUUUCGCCCAGAGGAUGUCGAAGUACCAGAAGUUCCUGGCAUGUUCUCUUCCUUCCACGUCAGAGGUAUUCCUUUAUUUGUUGAUCCUAGGAUGUUUGAAGACAAAUCGCAUUAUGCUCGUAUAAUGGGAUAUGACAAACCUCUAGACUUGAAGCUUGGAGACCUGGAAAAUGAUAAGAAAACGUGAUAAGUUCACACCAGUGUGUAUUGAGAAUAAACUGAAAUAAAUUGAGUGACUAUGUUGAAAGUAGUUAAUGUGAGUGAAAUCUUCAAGUGUUAAUGUAUAAUUUUGGGAAAUUUCCCAUGUCUACCAGUUUAGUGCCUUUCUCUGCUUAGUGCUGUUUAGCACUAAUAAAUUAUUGAAGGUGAGUACUUA
Schistocerca piceifrons (Central American locust) is the source of this 849-nucleotide messenger RNA. Its product is annotated as transmembrane protein 70 homolog, mitochondrial-like. The transcript has 3 exons. Bases 40 to 660 code for a protein of 206 amino acids. NCBI's taxonomy places the organism in Eukaryota, Metazoa, Arthropoda, Insecta, Orthoptera, Acrididae. The record is from RefSeq and is a predicted model, not a curated record. Gene Ontology annotation, cellular component: mitochondrial membrane. Gene Ontology annotation, biological process: mitochondrial proton-transporting ATP synthase complex assembly.